AAUUAAAAAAUAGGAGAGAUAGAUAAAUAGAAAAAAUAGAUUAGAGCAGUUGCAAACAAAAUGGCAUUUAGUUCAAAGACUUCUUACUAAAUUUAUUACGAAGAGCAGUGUAAAAUCUACAAGUAAAAAGGUAUUACAGGAAAUGAAGCUGCUAAGCUUAUAGGAAAAUAAUGGAGCAGCCUCUCUCCUUAGGAGAAAAAACCAUAUGAUGAUAAAAAGAAGGAGUAUGAGUAAUAAGUAUUAAGAGAAUAAAAAGUCAUGAAGGACUUUUAAAAGAAGAGCUAACAAGAUAAUCAACAAGCUAACAAUAAAUCUAAUGCUACUUAGAAAAAUGUAAAUGAUGAAAAACAAAACAGCUAAUAAAAACAAGGAAAUAUUAAGAAAUUUAUGAAGGAAGAUCUUCAAAAAGAAAAGUAAGAUAUUCACAAAAAAGUUAUUAUCAAAAAGGUUGAUAGCUCAGGAAAAGUAUUAUCAUCCAACUCUUAGUAGCCCUAAACUUAAAGUCAGUAAUCAGAAAAGUAAAAACCUUCGAAUUAGCAGCAAAAAAAUACUCAAGCUAAUAAAGCAUCUGAGUAAAAGUAAUAGAAUAAUAAUAAUAAUAAUCAAAACUCUCAAGAAAAGAAGGUCUAAAAACCAAAAGAGUAAUAGCAAUACUUUUAGAUGAACAGUGAAUAGGAAAAUCUUAGAAAAUCUAAUCACUAAAUUUAUAUUGAUUUCUACAAAGAGAGACUUGCUUUUUACUAAAAACGCUUCCCAUAGAGAACAGCAAAAGAAUUAACUCAAGUAGUUAAAGAAGAGUGGGACUGCGUUAAACUGCAAAGUAAAAUUCAAUAAAAAAAUUAAAAAAAAGAAGUAAAAUAAAACAAGGAAGUUUAAACAGUUUAAAAAGAAGGGAAAAAAAUAGUUGAAAUUGAUGGUAAACAAUUAGAAGUCCCUAAAAAACCUCUUUCAGGAUAUCUCAGAUACUAUUAAGAAGUUUAGCAUAAGCUUAAAUUAAAAAAUCCAGAUUAAGCUUAAAAUGAAAUUGCUAAAUUAGCUAGUGAUUAAUGGAAGGCUUUGUCAAAAGAAUAAUAAGAAUAAUACAAUAGUUAAUAUCGUAAAGAAUAAUUGGAAUAUACUAAUAAAAUAAAUGAAAUCAAAUAAAAAUAUAAUAUCGUACCUGUUGGAACAAGCUAAAAGAAAACUAAAAAGAACUCUAAAAACUUUAUUAUCGUAGAUAACUAAAAAGUUUUCUAUCCUUUGAGACUUGGAGGCUAUUUUGUAUAUUAAAGAGUUGCCAGGGAACAAUUAAGUAAAUAAAAUCAUAAUCGUGACUCGAGAGAGAUUUCUUCAAUUAUAGGAUAAACAUGGAAGUAGAUGUCUGAGCUAGAAAAAUAAUACUAUGAAAAUUAAAGUGAAGUUGAAUACUAGGAGCAAAAGAAAAACUUUAUAGAAAAAUAUGGAGAGUUCCCUGAAUAAGAAGUUAAAAUAAAGCAAAAACCUAGUUAAAAAAUUGAGUAAAGCCAGUCUAAAAAGAUUAAUCAAAAAAGAAAAGCUCCUUCUUAAAAAGCAGAACCAGAAAUUUCCAGUGAAGAAAAGGAAGAAUAAAUUAAGAAAAAGUAUGAAAGAAAAAUGAGAAUAAAUUAUGAUGAUGUUGAAAGUGAAAUUGAAGAUAUUUACAGUGACAUAGAAAAGGAUUAAAAGAAAAAAUAAACUAGAGUUUAAUACCAAGACGAAACAGAUCAAGAAGAAGAAGAAGAUGAAAUUUAAGAUCUUAGAAAAUAGAAUUUAAACAAUAGAACAUAGUAAAAAACAGGAAAAGAAGAAAAUUUUGAUGAAAUAGAAAAAUAAUCUACAAAAAAUAAAAAAAUUAAAACUGAAAAAAGAAAUUCUUCUGUGCCUAAACCAGGUUCUGCUUCUAAAUAAACGAAUCGUUUGUUUGAAAUGUUGAAGCAACCUAUAUAAGCACCAGAAGGUUUUGAUUUUUAAUUUGAAUGA
Molecule: messenger RNA, 1977 nt
Organism: Tetrahymena thermophila SB210
Lineage: Eukaryota; Ciliophora; Oligohymenophorea; Hymenostomatida; Tetrahymenidae
Product: high mobility group (HMG) box protein
Exons: 1
Molecular function (GO): DNA binding, bending
Source: RefSeq, a predicted model, not a curated record